Messenger RNA from Oncorhynchus tshawytscha (Chinook salmon), 5008 nucleotides. RefSeq names its product alpha-ketoglutarate-dependent dioxygenase FTO. Bases 4 to 1959 code for a protein of 651 amino acids. NCBI's taxonomy places the organism in Eukaryota, Metazoa, Chordata, Actinopteri, Salmoniformes, Salmonidae. Gene Ontology annotation, molecular function: mRNA N6-methyladenosine dioxygenase activity; ferrous iron binding; broad specificity oxidative DNA demethylase activity. Gene Ontology annotation, biological process: regulation of multicellular organism growth; DNA alkylation repair; RNA repair. The record is from RefSeq and is a predicted model, not a curated record. The transcript is spliced from 10 exons.
AAGAUGCACUGCAGUGAACGCGGGUGUGUAAACACAACUCUAGGAAACAUGAAACGAUCGGGUGGCAGUGAGAGCGAGAAGAGAAGAAAGAGGCGCAGGCUGCUGCAGGAGCUAGGAGACCAGCGCAUCCCCUACCUCGGGCCCUCAGACCAUGGCUUCCAACAGCUGUGGGAGACUAGCUACUCUGGCCUGGCUCUGCGGCGGUCCUGCUCCCUGCCUGAGGAGCUCCAUGGUCGGGUGGAGGCUGCUCUGUUCACCCUGCGGCGGAGGGGCUGUUUCCUGAGGGACCUGGUGAAGGUGAGGGACCGAGACGUCUUCACCGCCGUGUCCCGGGUGCUGCUGGGUCAGCCAGGAACCACCUAUCGCUAUCUGGACACGCGGCUCUUCACCAUCCCCUGGCACACAGACGAGCAGAGAGGGACCUGCUGCGACCCAGACCUCAGCGCCGCCUGCAAAGCACUCUGGGAGCUCAACUGCUUCUUUUGCUCUGAUGUCGGAGACAGGAAGGAGGGGGAUGUUUUCAAGCAGUGCAGGAAAGAGUUGGUUGGUGCUAUAGAGUCUAAACCCAGUGUAGAAGGAGACACGGAGUCUAAAGAUAGUGAGGAGUCCAAACCCAGUGAUGAUGGAGGAGACUCUGAGUCCAAGCAGAGUGAGGAGGGAGAGACUGAGUCAAAGCACAGCGACGAUUGGGACAUAGAGUCAAAACACAGUGAAGAUGAAGGCUCAUCGUCCAAACAGGAUGCAGCGUGGGAGUCAAGACACGGCGACGAGAUGGGAGACAUGAAGACUAAACAAACUGAAUUGGGGAGUCCAACGGCGUCAAAACAACACAGUGAGGGAAAACACACAGGCUGGAAGCACAGGCCAGCUGGCAGCACAGAGACGGAGACCACAGACCUAGGCCCUCAGGAGAAGCCUGUGGCUGAGCUAAAACACAGUCUCUCUGGGUACCACAUUGAAGAUGAGGAGGAUGAAGACCAGCAGAGUGGCCAGGGAUGCUCUAACCUCAACCCUGCUAAGACAUCCUGUCCUGGCCCGACCCAGUUCAACGUCACCCUGCUCAACUACAUGGACCCAGCAGCUAUGAGCCAGCUGAAAGAAGAGCCGUAUUAUGGGAUGGGUAAGAUGGCUGUGGGCUGGCACCAUGAUGAGAACCUGGUCAGCUUAUCUCCUGUGGCCGUCUACAGCUACAGCUGUCAUGACGACGACAAAGCAGGUGUGAGCUCGGAGGAGGGUCCUGCAGAGAAGGGCUGCUGGAGGAUUGGUCUAAAGGUGGCCUGGGACAUCCACACCCCUGGACUGACCCUCCCACUGCAGUCCGGAGACUCCUACUACCUUAGAGAUGACCUGAACAGGACCCAUCAGCACUGUGUUCUGGCUGGAGACUCAGCCCGCUUCAGCUCUACACACAGAGUGGCGGAGUGUUCCACCGGGACCCUGGACUACAUCCAGUCCCGCUGCCGGGAGGCCCUGUCUAACCUGAGCACAGACCCAGAAACAGGGACCCACAGCCUGCUGUCUCUGCUGCCAGCUACCCUGCAAGGCUACGAGGAGAUACACAAUGAGGUGGAGUUUGAGUGGCUGAGGCAGUACUGGUUCCAGGGCCAGCGUUACACCCGGUUCUGCAGCUGGUGGGCCAGACCCAUGGAGCAGCUGGAGAAUGACUGGAGAGAGAUGGAGCUCAUGACGCAACUCUUACUGGCAGCGGUAGAGGAAGAGGGACAACCGGAGGAGGGCAGGAGAGAGAUGGCAGAGACCCUGCUAACUGCCCUGACAGACAGACAGCAGCACAGACAGACCUGGAGAGACAGGUGCCAUUCCAGCCUGGCCCAGACCCUGCCCCCAGAAGAGGCCCCCGUGGACCGGCCGUUUUGGGCUGACGACGACCCCAGCAUGCCUCUGCCCUUUGACCUAGCUGACAUCAUCAACAGGGUGGAGUCACUCCUCUGGAGGAUGUGACGGAUGGGACACAAAAUAAAGAGAAGGAGAAAGAGAGCGAGAGAGUCACCCCGUCAUCUGAACAGCCUCUAUCGUGAGGACAGACGACAGAGGAGGACCUACCAACUCCUGAUGGUGUCAACGUCCUCCAAUGGGGGUAGACUUCCCCACCCCAGCCCACCCUGGACCCCUCCCAACCCUGUACCUCGCCCCACCCCACCCAAACCAGUCUCAUCUAGCUUUGCUUGGAUUGACUCAACAUGGCUGCAACAUGAGGAUGGAACCCUGAGUAGUGCUUUGCUAACAUGCUAUAGCUGGUAUUGGAACUUGUCUCACAAUGGUAACGUGGAUAACCUGCAGAAUUAAAACUGAAUGUGUAGGAAUGUAUUAUUUCAAUCAAUGUUCUGUUUCUUUUCUACAUAUAACCAGCUUUGUGUAUGGAUAUGACAAAUAGUCAUACAGAUGUAGGAUCUUAAUUUGACCAGUUUCUCACAGCAGCAACAGGAAAUUACAACAGAUUAUAAUUAAUGAACAUUUUUGUAGGGGUUGAAAUUUCCUGCAACAACAGGGUGAUCAAAUUAAAAUCCUAUAUCUGUAGUAGAUUUAUACUUUCUGUUUCUAACUCAAUGUUGUUCUAAUUAUACUGUUGUAUCCUAAUGUCCAUUCACUUCCUGUAUUUCACAACUUUCUUGUUCAGAAUCUCCCAGGGCAUGACUGUGUUACUAAGAUGUGACUGUGUGUGUGUGUGUGUGUGUGUGUGUGUGUGUGUGUGUGUGUGUGUGUGUGUGUGUGUGUGUGUGUGUGUGUGUGUGUGUGUGUGUGUGUGUGUGUGUGUGUGUUUGGUUGAAUGUGUGUGGUUGAAUGUGUGCCACUGCAGUAUUUACAGUAUGUGAUAUUGUAUAUGUGUGAAGCAGUAUGAUAGGGAUAGGGCCUGUAGCAGGGCUGGGAGAUGUUUGUGUUAGAGAGGAAAGGACAUGAGAGUCUAGUAGGCAGGUCUCUGUCUGCAGGCAUGUCUCUAGUCUGCUCUGUAGGGCUGAAAGGCAGCCCAGGCAGACAGCUAAUGUAGGGCUGAAAGGCAGCCCAGGCAGACAGCUAAUGUAGGGCUGAAAGGCAGCCCAGGCAGACAGCUACUGUAGGGCUGAAAGGCAGCCCAGGCAGACAGCUACUGUAGGGCUGAAAGGCAGGCCAGACAGACAGCUAUUGUAGGGCUGAAAGGCAGCCCAGGCAGCCAGUUUAUGUAGGGCUGAAAGGCAGCCCAGACAGACAGCUACUGUAGGGCUGAAAGGCAGCCCAUGCAGACCGUUUAUGUAUGGCUGAAAGGCAGCCCAGGCAGACAGCUACUGUAGGGCUGAAAGGCAGCCCAGGCAGACAGCUACUGUAGGGCUGAAAGGCAGCCCAGGCAGACAGCUACUGUAGGGCUGAAAGGCAGCCCAGGCAGACAGCUACUGUAGGACUGAAAGGCAGCCCAGGCAGACAGUUUGUGUAGGGCUAAAAGGCAUCCCAGGCAGACAGCUACUGUAGGACUGAAAGGCAUCCCAGGCAGACAGCUACUGUAGGACUGACAGGCAGCCCAGGCAGACAGUUUGUGUAGGGCCGAAAGGCAGCCCAGGCAGACAGCUACUGUAAUGCUGAAAGGCAGCCCAGGCAGGCAGUUUGUGUAGGGCUGAAAGGCAGCCCAGGCAGGCAGUUUGUGUAGGGCUGAAAGGCAGCCCAGCCAGGCAGUUUGUGUAGGGCUGAAAGGCAGCCCAGGCAGACAGUUUGUGUAGGGCUGAAAGUCAGCCCAGGCAGGCAGUUUGUGUAGGGCUGAAAGGCAGCCCAGGCAGGCAGUUUGUGUAGGGCUGAAAGGCAGCCCAGGCAGGCAGUUUGUGUAGGGCUGAAAGGCAGCCCAGGCAGGCAGUUUGUGUAGGGCUGAAAGGCAGCCCAGGCAGGCAGUUUGUGUAGGGCUGAAAGGCAGCCCAGGCAGACAGCUACUAUAAUGUGUGGCUGAUAGAAGGAUCCCCCCCUACAGUUUGUGUAGGGCCGAAAGGCAGCCCAGGCAGACAGCUACUGUAAUGCUGAAAGGCAGCCCUACACAAAGGCAGGCAUCCCCAUCCUAACUGCCACUCUCUCUUCAUAAUUGCAGCUGUUCAAUGGCUUUUAAUUAGUCUUAAAGCGUGUAGAGCACCACUUUCCCUGUAUCGCUGCAGGCCAGAAACUCAGAUCCACGGCUUCUGACAAAACCAACCAGGAAAGAGAAGCUAUGGGUGAAAUGUGAUGGUUGUCAAAGCCAAGCAGAGCAGCCUUCUUUUUUAUUUUUUGAUAACACUUUAUUUCAGGGAUCAUCAACUAGAUUCAGCCACGGGACGAAUUACAAAUGACUUGUAGACUGCAAAUUUACCCCAAGAAGCCCAAACAGAUAUAAUAUUUGACUAUAACGUAAUCAUUUCAAAGCUUGCUUACAUUUGUACACGAUUAAUUGUCUCUCUAUUAUGCGUGGGAAUACUUGGGAAUUAUAGAAAAGUUAUUCUUAUUUUAUUUAUUUUUUGCUUAGAAAACCUGGGUGUGAAAUAAAACCAACGCCGGCUACCAGUUGUGCAGCUGCUUUCUUUGACCUGGCCACCAUAAUGCCUUUAUAACAAUGUUGUAAACAUGUCAUAACGCUUCAUAGCUUGGGUCAUUGUGAUAACUGAAGCUUAAUGGCAUGUGUUGACAAGUUAUGACUCGUGGUAUGAAGCUUUAUAACAUGGUCAGGACAUUUUUAUGAAGGUUAUGAAGAGAUCAUGGUGUUUAGUUCAAAUGAAGUGUUACCAAUUUCUUUAUAUAUCUAUCUAUAUCAACAGGAAGUAGAACUGAUAUAUAGUGUUAAAAAUGUUUUUUUUAACUUCUGGAAGUUUUUCCAAUUUCAAAUGUUAAAGGUUGCCAAAAUGUUGUUCUCUUGCUGAAUCUUUUUCUAUGUUGACUGAGGUUGAGAUUGUAGACUGGCUGUAUUGUUGAGUUGAACAACUAUGUGCUCUCUGUUUCACAGCUCAGCUUGUCUGUCUGAAGCUUUAGGAAGGCAGUAAAUAAACCAAGACAGUGUUUUAUGACCCUC